Molecule: messenger RNA, 432 nt
Organism: Filobasidium floriforme
Lineage: Eukaryota; Fungi; Basidiomycota; Tremellomycetes; Filobasidiales; Filobasidiaceae
Exons: 1
Source: RefSeq, a predicted model, not a curated record
AUGGACGCCAGGGCGGUCAGACGACUAGGAGAAAACAGUUGGGCGCCUUCACCACUGUCGCCCCAACCGAGCGCACUGGAAGGGAACGAAGUCGAGGACACCCAUGCGAGAGCCGCAGCGAUCUUAGCGAAGGUAAAAUUCGGUAAGAACCUCACGCCGGAGCAGGCAGCAAGAGCGGAACAACUCGUCAGAGACCACCACAGGGCCUUUGCACUAGAUCUCGCCGAGGUGAAGGCCUGCCCGCACACCGUACAUACGCUGAAGGUCCUGCCGGAUAUGCCCUUGACGAAGAAACCGUUUGGUCGGCCCCUCUCAAUGCCCGAACUGGUAGCGGCGAAGAAACAGGUCGAAAAGUUGCUGGCGGCUGGAGUGAUCGAAAGGUGCCGUCCGGAGGAGGUCAAGUGCGUAGCCCCGAUAGUGAUGGCGGCGAAG